Molecule: messenger RNA, 2307 nt
Organism: Durusdinium trenchii
Lineage: Eukaryota; Dinophyceae; Suessiales; Symbiodiniaceae
Source: the annotation of a GenBank genome assembly
AUGCUGAACCACACCUCAGGGAUGCCCGAUGAAAUUGAAGUCAGUGGCAGGGUCCCAGGCGCCUUCAAGUCUGGGGAAUCCGGGUCAGAUAUCUUUGCAAUGGUCAAGGCCACGAUGGCCAGCAAGACAUUGUCCCAGCCACCGCUGCUUGUGUGGCCUUCAUCCAUGCAAGACGUCAGCAAGAAGGCCGUUCAGACGGCCAAUGGCCACGGGUGUCCCAGUGUCGGGUGUUCAUUGGACACUGCCAGACGUGAUGAGCUUCGAUUGAUGCUAGCCGGAUUCCGCCGUGACUUCCCGCACAUGAAGCGCACUAUGGCAUGGUACCAGAAGAUGGUUGAUGGGUUGGAGGAGGAUAGUGCUAAGGGUCUACCUCAAUUGACUUUCUUGAAGGAUGUUGUUGCGAACAAGAACCUUGGGCAGCAUCUUCAAGAUGUCUUUGGUGGUGGCACUCGCUUGGAAGAGGAAUGCCACAAUCGUGCCUGGGAAGCUAUUCAGGAGUACAUGGACAGCCAUCUCAAAACCUUCAGUGGCAAGAUGAUGGACGGGGAACCGGUUAUCAUGCCCCAGGUGAGGUCAUGGGCGCGCUCAAUAGCCAUGGAUCUCAGUUCAUCUACUGAAGACCAUUGUGUGAUUAUGCUGAUGAGUUGUCCAACAGCUGGCAUAUUGACGGGUCUUCAGAAGUCGUUCAUCAACACCUUUGUCUGCAAUCUGAUUGCAGACUUUCCCCUGAAUUCGUGCUGCUUGUUGGUGCAUCCAAACAGGGCUGGCCAGUCAGAUACAAGGACUGCGUGGAAGCCUGCAGCAAAGAAAGAAGAAGAGGAACCUCCUGCAGUCAAGGAUCAAGACCAGGAAUCCGACGAUGAGUCCGACGAGGAUGAAAAGGAUCGUGAAGAUGUUGAUGUAAGGGACAUCCGCUACAAGAUAGAGACCCAGUUCGCCCUCAAAGAGAAAGGUUUGAAGGUCCGCAAUGUCAGCCCAGCGAAGAACCGCGGCUUGCCUCAUUUGGGACGAGCAUUCACUGAUGCGCAGGAAAUGCGUUCAGCUUUGGAUCUGGAGAAUGGAGGGAUGGACCAGCUGGACUGCUCCAAUACUGGUGGGACCAAAAUCAUUACGCCUAUUCGCCCUGUCAUGGCCUUGGUGGGCAACCUGGACCUGGGUGAAGCCACGGAGUCACAAGAUGAAGUUGCCGGGGACCGCAAACCAUUUCAAUAUGAAAUUGAGCAAAUGCGCCGCUUGGAAGAGGGCUCACAGACUGAGUUGAAGACAGAAGUUCCAGCACCAUAUCAGGAAGAUCCUGACAAUCAAGUGGGCUUAGAGAGCCAACACGAUUUUGCGGAGGGUCCGAAGGGUGAUGAAGGCUGUGAUGGUAUGGAGGAGGCAGAAACGCGCCAUCGCAUGGAUCCUGAGAUCGCCGGUGCUGCGACUGACACCCCAUGCCCAGUGGACACUGCCUUUAUCGAUGAUAUGGGGGACAUGACCGCCUUGGCUCUUCAACAGGUCGAAAAGACCAUUCAAGGGAAGGUGUCUGACCCAGCUGUGCCAGCCGAGGAGGUUUCUGAGCUUGCGAAAACGGCAUUGGAGCAUUGUACCAGCAUGCUUGAUUGUCUGGAAACCAUUGCUUCCAUGCCUAGUGGACCUGUCUUCUCCGUUGAGGAAGAACAAGCUUUGAGAUUGGCUGAAAGCCUUGAGAAUGCUGAAGUAGCAGAGACGCAGAUGGACCCUGCGCCGGUGAAAGGAGAUGAUAGUGACUCCGAAACGCUGGACAUCAACAGCGUGCUGCACGGUGACCCAACUGACCAGCUUAAACAAAGCACCCAUGAGCAGAUCGAACAGCUUAUCAAUGACCCGGAGCAGGCAUUGAAAGACGAGAAUUUCAUGAAGGAGGCAAUCACCAAUGAGAACCUGGCAGAACAAAUUGCAUGUGCCCAUAGGGUGGCAGCACGUCAGGAGAAAGGCCUUCGACCGCACCAGCUCGAGAUCGCUGCAAAGAUUCCAAAGCAGACUUCCCGGCAAGGCAUGAAAGAAGCAGCAGCAAAGGGAAAGCGAGCCAAACUGGCCAACACCAAGGAUGACACCACCGAUGCCGAGCAUGCCAAGGGCACCAAGGACAAGAACGCCAACACGGGCGAGUCCGAGGUGUAUUCUACGGCUUGGGUUGCUGCAAAGAAGAAUCAUGAUGACCCAUCCAAAUGGAAGUCAUUGGCAUCCAAAGCCCGCAAGCAGCCACUAGGCAUAUCUUGUUGGGAGUAUGCUGUUGACAUUUGUCAAAUCUAUGAGUCCUACAAGAGAGAUUUCUCCCCCAUCUAA